CGCGCACCCUGAUUUCCGUCGCUGUUGGCCAGGCGCGUACAGGCGCUAGGAUCCAGCAUGUAACCCCUCAUAGUACCCCCACCACUACGGAGCUUCCCCCUCUUUUGACAGCUUCGCGACACUGCGCAACGUGGGCGCGACAGUCCGACCACCAUAUCGCAUUGCGAAGAAGGCUGUAGUAGGAGCUUCCUAUACUGUACAAAGCGCCCGCUCGAGAGUCCACACAAUUUGUGGGCCGCAUCGAGAUGCGGGAACGCACAUGGAUGACGUACCCUUGUAUCAUCGGCUGCUUGAGCGGUUCGGUAGCUGGAGAGCUCCUCACCUUAUCUCCCCACGUCGUUACACAACAUCGUUGACAUAACCGUCUCCUCAAUUUGCUAUAUCUUCCACAAUGGCUUUCUCAUCUCGUCUUGCGGUUUCUGCCAGGUUGGCUUCUCGCACAUUUGGAUCUGUACGACCUGCUGUCCCUAUCGCAGCUGCCCGUUGCUUCCACUCAACGCCUAUCACCAUGGCGCAACACCCAAUUGCUACUUUGAACGAGGAGCUCAUUCCUCGGCUGCCCCCCUCCUCUCCAACCCUUUUCGAAGCAAAGAAGAAGAAGAACCUAUCUUUCGAAGCCAUUGCAAAGCACGUCGGGCGCGAUGAAGUUGCAAUCGCCGCUCUCUUCUACGGACAAGCCAUGGCUUCCGCUGAGGACAUCAAGAAGCUAUCCGAAAUCCUAGAAAUCGACGCUGGGCUGCUCGAAUCGCAGCUCGGAGGCUUCCCCAACCGAGGCAGUACGCUCGACAUGCCGCCAAAGGACCCUACCAUCUACCGCCUAUACGAGAUUGUACAGAACUACGGACAGGCGUACAAGGCGGUUAUGCAUGAGAAGUUCGGUGAUGGCAUCAUGAGCGCUAUCUCGUUCAGCACCAAGGUAGAGAAGGAGACGGAUGAGAAGGGCGAGUGGGCAAAGAUUACCUUGAGAGGCAAAUGGCUGCCAUACUCGCGAUUCUAGUGGCAUUGUAAGGGGAAUCAAAGAUGUGACCCAUGCCAAAUAUAAUACCUCUUGUAAUUGUGAUUCUUUGUGUCCAUUCUCGUAACGAUUGCGUCUUGUUCUGUUCGACUAUUGUCUCAUUCUUGUAAUACUGCGAUCCUUGCAAUGGAGCCAUGCUCUUGGUUCGGGGUAGGUUUGUUGUUGGUCCACGGUGCAGCUUCCUAGGUGAGAAUGCAAACGCACCGCUCUUGCCCAGAAUCUCCCUCACCUGUCAUUUCUGCCUGGCUCAUGAUCACACCGCUAGCUUUCUCCUCGCUACAUAUACACCCCAAGCUAUAAGAUUCCUUCCUUCCAAGACCACCAUCUUUUCUGCAUUCGCUCGGCCAAGACCAAGCUCUUUCUUUAGUACACGGUCAACCAAAGCAAAGGUCUCUCACUCUUGAGAAAAGGCUUAGUCAAAACUCA
This is a messenger RNA of Alternaria rosae, 1441 nucleotides long. Its product is annotated as cyanate hydratase. Bases 392 to 997 code for a protein of 201 amino acids. The record is from RefSeq and is a predicted model, not a curated record. The transcript has 3 exons. Gene Ontology annotation, molecular function: DNA binding; cyanate hydratase activity. NCBI's taxonomy places the organism in Eukaryota, Fungi, Ascomycota, Dothideomycetes, Pleosporales, Pleosporaceae.